UUCAAAAAUCAGUAAGACCUAGAGUUUGGAUAGAUAUAAGGCACUGAAAGAGAAUUCAGAGUUAAAGAUAAGCUGCAUGUUUUGGGCUUGGGCAACUUAGUGGAUGGUGAUGCCUGUCUUUACAGCCCCAAGGAAAGUGUCGCCUUGGUCUGCAGUGUGAGUACUAGGCUUGUCAGACUUUGCAGGAAUUACUCUUUAGUCAUCAUGCUAUUUGUUGACAUCAGUGCACACAUCUCUCUUCACAAAGGUACAUGGUAUGAGGGCUACAGUAUUGACUUUAACCCUACCUGUGGAAAGGUGGCUAGGUGGGUGGUGACUUCCAAAUCAUGGCCUCCUGGCCAUGGUGAUCUGUGUGACCUACAUUCCUCAUUUGCUUGGAGAACGGGAAGGCCAAGAUUGGUGAUACCUCUUCCUUUAAAGAAAAUGGAACAGCUGAAUAAUACUUUCUGUCACUUUCCCACAAAUUCUUCAAACAACACAAGCCACUCAGCAUCAAAAUGCUCUUCUCCAGUGAAGAGACAGCACCUUGCCUAUUUCCUAGCAAACCCACACUAUGGCAGCCUCAUUAAUGCAGAUGGCCAUGCCGAAGUAUGGACAGAUUGGAAUGAUACAUCCAAGUUUUUCCAGUAUGGAUGGAGAUGUACCACCAAUGAGAAUGCCUAUUCAAACUGUACCCUGAUGGGAAACUGGAACCAGGAAAGAUAUGACCUAAGGAAUAUUGUGAAGCCCAAACCCUUGCCUUCCCAGUUUGGACACUACUUUGAAACAACAUAUGAUACGAGCUACAACAACAAAAUGCCACUUUCAACUCAUAGAUUUAAGAGAGAGCCUCACUGGUUUCCAGGACAUCAACCGGAACUGGAUCCUCCUCGGUACAAAUGCACAGAAAAGUCAACUUACAUGACCAGCUACUCAGAGCCUCAAACUGGGCAUCACUCCCCAUAUAUGUGGAAUCGUAGUAACUGCCAAUUUCAGGGUCCACGGUUCUAAGAAAGAAUAAGAACCUUCAUUUUUCCAAAGUAAAUUGUAGGACGGAGCAUAUUCUAAGCACAACUAAGAAUCUAGCUGACUAUAACAGUUUCACUCUCUGAAUAAAGAAAGCACAGAAAAAUAUUCCCUACCCUCUUUUUUUGUUUUAAUCAAAACUUAGAUGUCAGAUUUAAGUUAAUAUCUGCUCUUAGUUCUAUAUUACAAGGUUGUAGUAGGAGGAGAUUAAAAGAAUUAGUUCAAAUCUGCUACUACUUUGCCCCUCCCUACCUUCCAUCCAAGGUGGAACUCCAAAAUCCAGCCUGAGUUCGGUUAUCAUUGGCUAGGUGCUUCCUGGAUGUGAGCCUGGCAGUCACAGUCAGAUAUUGUAACUCUUUUGUGACCUUAAUGAACAUGCCCUCCUAGGACAAAAAAAAAGAGAAAAAUAAGUUUUUAUAAUUAUUAUAGUGGAUUUAAAACAUAAAAUUAGAGUAAUAUAAUGAAUUCCCAUAUACUACUACAUACCUUCAACAAUUUAUGAUUGAUCUUAACUAUCCCUACAUAAGUUCUCUAUUUCUUUAAUUAAUUUUGGAGCAGAUCUCAGAAGUUAAACCCUUUCUUCUAUAAAGAUUUCAGUAUAUAUCUUAAAAAGGGAAGGACUGUCAAUUUUUUAUUCACCCACAAAGACCAUCAAGGAAACCUGUUUAUCAAACAAAACUGAGUUAUUAAACCUGUAGCAAGGAAGCACAUCAACUUAAUACAAUCUUGGUGAGAAUUCAGAAGGGGGAUGUUGGGGCGCCUGGCUGACUCAGUUGGUUAAGCAUCUGCCCUCAGCUCAGGUCAUGAUCCCAGGGUCCUGGGAUGGAACCUCAGGUCAUGAUCUCAGGGGUCUGGGAUUGAGCCCCCCCCCCCACCUCAGGCUCCCUGCUCCAUGGGGAGUCUGCUUCUCCCUCUGCCCUUCCCCUGGCUUGUGCUUGCCCCCCCCCACCAAUGAAUAAAUCUUUUGGGGGGAAAGGGGGAGAUAUGGGGCACCUGGGUCACUCAGUCAGUUGAGUGUCUGCCUUUCCUCUGCUCAGAUCAUCAUCCCAGAGUUCUGGGAUCAAGCCCCAUAUCGGACUCCCUGCUCAUCAGGGAGCCUGCUGCUUCCUCUGCAGCUCCCCUGUGCUUGUGUUCCUUCUCUCACUCUCUCUCUGUCAUAAAUAAAUACAAUCUUUAAAAGGGGAGGGGGAACUAGGGUAUUUUUAGAGAUUUGGGGUAAGGGCUCUGUUGGUUUAAGUAGGGUCUUUCAAAGUGGGGAACUGGUAGGAAUUGAGACAGGAUUGGGAAUAGUUGGGAAUAGUUUGGGAGGAACAGUCUAAAUUUUAACAGGUUUUUAAAAUUUUUGUUUUAAGAUUUUAUUUAUUUAUUUGACAGAGAGAGUGAGAGAGGGAACACAAGCAGAGGGAGUGGAAGAAGGAGAAGCAGGCUUCCCACUGAGUAGAGAGCCCGAUGCGGGGCUCCAUCCCAGGACCCCCAGGAUCAUGACCUGAGCUAAAGGCAGAUGCUUAACACCUGAGCCAUCUAGGUGCCCCAACGGGUUUAAAGUUACCAAUAUUUUCCUUUUUUUAUUUUCUCUCCUGUUUAUUAUGACAAUAUGAUAGAUGGGAGAUGUUUCCCAUGUAUUUCCUCACAGACUUUCACUAUUUUAUGUUACAGACACAGAUACGUGAUUUAUGUUGUGUAUGAUGUUAGGUAGUAACUGAGUUUCUUUUUUUUUUUUUUUUUUUCUGUAUGACUAUCCAGUUUUCCUAGCAUUAAUUAUUGAAAACACUAUUUUCUCCACUGCUCUUGAACACCAUUUUUACUAUAAAUCAGCUGUCUGUGUACUUAGGCCUGUUUCCAGGCUCUCUAAAACAUUCCAUUGGUCUGUCAUUACAUAUGUUAUCUUAACACAAUGCCUUAAUUACCUCACUAUUGUAAUUAUGAUAAUUUUGUAAAUAUUAAUAUCUAAUAAAUGAGAUACUUUCACGUUGUUUUUCUUCAA
Molecule: messenger RNA, 2989 nt
Organism: Mustela lutreola (European mink)
Lineage: Eukaryota; Metazoa; Chordata; Mammalia; Carnivora; Mustelidae
Gene: CFAP68
Product: cilia and flagella associated protein 68
Exons: 4
Coding region: 205-990 (261 amino acids)
Cellular component (GO): nucleus
Source: RefSeq, a predicted model, not a curated record